AUGAUCUCUCCACAGCAGUCGAUACCUCCAACGCACGUCAGUCUCGCUCAGCCUCCGCUGCUCCAGGUCACCACGCCGGCUUAUCAGGGUCAUCCAAAGGCAAGAUCAUUUAGGACACACCCAUUGCAUUAUCCCAACCUUUGUGCAUCUUUGUUUGAUGGAAGUAGUGCCAGCAGUAGCAUUAAUUGGAUCUCUACGCAAACUGCAUCCGCAGAUACAUCAUCUUCUUCUAGUCGUGUCCAAAGACUUUUGAUUGAUGGCAACCCUUUUAAUGGCCGAGAAGAUGAUGAUGAGGAUGACACUUCGAAUGACACUAGUGCUCGAGCUCCUAGUGAUAAAGCUCGUGGUCGUUCUACUUAUAUGCUCGAUAAAAGGGCUAAAACCACUGAUGCUUCUACUUAUAGGCCCGAUAAAAGGGCUAAAACCACUGAUGCUUCUACUAAUAGGCCGGAUAAAAGCAGCUAA
Molecule: messenger RNA, 465 nt
Organism: Lactuca saligna
Lineage: Eukaryota; Viridiplantae; Streptophyta; Magnoliopsida; Asterales; Asteraceae
Source: the annotation of a GenBank genome assembly